Messenger RNA from Sitodiplosis mosellana (orange wheat blossom midge), 8616 nucleotides. RefSeq lists its product as uncharacterized. NCBI's taxonomy places the organism in Eukaryota, Metazoa, Arthropoda, Insecta, Diptera, Cecidomyiidae. The coding region runs from base 2890 to 8196 and encodes 1768 amino acids. The transcript has 19 exons. The record is from RefSeq and is a predicted model, not a curated record.
ACUGUGUGUAAAAAAUGACCAAGAGAAAAAUAUUGUUGGAAACGAGCAAAGUAAAGAAAUUUGAUGCUCGGAAUCGGUGCUUGUUGUUUGUAAUUUAUAUAUAUGUAUACAUUCUUCUAUUUUUCGUCAAUUUAAUACCUUUUAACUAAACAAAAUAUCAAUCAGCAUUCGAGCCAGUAUGUAAAAAAAUAUUAUGAAAUACAUUUCGCUUAUACAAAAUUAUAUUUCAUCCGAACAAAUGUAGCAAAAUAGAUAGUGUUUUCCAUUUGACAAAAAAAAAGUAAAGAAAAAAAUAUCUAUAUUACCAUAUGAUUUUUUUUAGUUGAUACAUAUAUUGGCCAAUAUUUGUGUAUGUGUUUAAUGUAAAUGGUGUUUAAAAACAUUCUGAUUUGUGUAAAAAGUGAAAAAUCAUGGAAUUCGUUGACUACAUCAAUAUGAGACACUAAAUCGAAAAAGAUAUAUAUGCAUAUACAUAUAUACGUGAAAAAAUAUUCCCAAAUAACCAUACAUGAAUGAAAAUCAGAGCGAUGGAAAUAGAGCAAUGGUAGCGAAAUGUCAAUAUCACCAUUGUACAAAAACAAUAAUAAAAAAAAAUUCAAUUGAAUGAAUGAAAAAAUAAAAAUAAUCGACAAUUUUCGUGAGUGUAAAAACAGUCUACGGCACAUUGUAAAUGUCAUUGGAGUAAUUAUACAUUUCGCAUAUGAAAAGAGAUCGUGAAUAGAGGCAACAUCGACUUGAAAAUUCAUCGAGAAAUCGGAAACGAUCAUACGAAAGCCAAAAAAAAAUAGGAUUAUGAAAUAUUACUUAAAUCAUGUAGCGCUAAGUAUCUCAUAGCGAAAUAGAAAAGAAAAAAAAAGAAACGAGAAGGUGAAAGUGCAAUUUUGUUCAGGAGAAAUUUCAUUGUUUCCUUGCUGUGAUUUCAAAUGAAUUCGGUUUUGGUGCAUCAUUCGGCAUAAAAGUGAUUGUGGACAUAGAAAGAGACCGCUUCAAAAGCGAUAGACAAAACGGAAUUUAUUGAAAAAGUUGAGUUUGGAGAAAUAUAGUAUACAUCAACUAUAUCUCAAACAAAUAAACAAAAAAAGUAACAAGCCAUCCACAACUGACCAAACACACCAAAAAGGUCCAACCGAGUUCCCAGCACAAGCAAAAGAGUAGAAAAAACGAGAUACAACAUACACAGAGAGAAAUGAGCAGAAGACGAAGAAACCCACACACAUGAUGCAUAGAAUUUUGUAACAAUAUACCGAAGAACCCGUAAAAAGAAGAGAAAAAAGAAGAAGAGGAAGGCAUAAAAGCACGCCAAAUUACACAAAAAUAAUUUUUGGUGCUGUUUAUUUAGCGCGUUGUCCAUUAUGUUGUUGAAUAUCGAGAAGCCGACACAACACACUAAACGCUAACUCCACAUGCAAUCAUCGUCAAAUUCGUACGCCUGUGUUAGUGCUCAUAUGCGAAUGUGAAUGUGAAUGUGAAUCUGUUUUUUCUCUCCUUCGUUUCGUUUGUUACUCUCCUAAAUUGUUACGCAAAUUUAUACAAAUUUUACACGAUCAACGAAAAAAUAAAUGCUGCUGCAAACAAUUGUUUUUUCCUCCGUUGUUCUCGCCUAAUGAAACAAAAGAAGAAAAAAAGUUCAUUCAAUCAAUCAUACACGACGACGACGAGAUGAGGCUGAUUUGCAAUGUGUGCUGUAAAUGAACAUACGACCAAAUGUGUGGUGCAUAGAUCAAAGAUGCCAUUUCAUAUGCGACGUUGAAGGGAAACAGAAACAGAAACAGUGAAAACGAAUGAACCGUAUGAACGAACGAAAAAAAAAACAGAACUGAACUACUAAAAAUAUGAACUGAUAACGCAUAUUUACACUGAACAUAUUUUGAUGAUCAACAUUACCGAAACGAUUAAAAGAAACAAAAAAAAGCAAGAAAAGAGAAAGAAAAAGAAACACGUAAGAAUACAUUCUAGAAACGCGACAAUGAUACCAUUCAGCAUGAAUUAUGGUGCAGUUGUGAGUUUGUAACUCAAUUAUUGAAUGUUUUUUUACGAAAAGUCAACCGAAAGUGUUUACAUAUUUAAUUUGAGAAAAAAAGUCAUGAUUUAUUUCUGUUGUUGCGUUGUUCUUGGUGUUGACGUUAUUGGUGGGAAUAAACCAAGAAACUACGACUUUUGUCAACAUUCACAAAAUUUAAGCGAAUGCACGUCCUUAAUCUUAUCGGCAAUAAAUAAUUUUCGUAUUCAUGUGCUACAUUGAAAUCAAAUCGGAUAUUUGCGGGGAGUCGUCGCGUGUUGAAAAAAAUUGAGGUCGUCACUUCUCACCACUAAAUUAUGACUAAAGAAAGUGUAUAGUGAAUGGUCGACCGUUAAAUUCAAAGUAAAACCAAGAAAAAACUCCCAUCGAACGAUCUAUAGAGAGUGAGAGAGUGAGAGAGUGAAAGAGAGAAAGAAAGAACAGUUUUAUUAUUCAAAUAAAAGAAGACAGAAACAAAAAUUAGAACAUAUUCAAUCAAUAUUAGAUGGAUAAUUGUAAUUGUGAAUUAUAAUCUAAGACUAACACAAUGUGCGAUAUACCAUAAUCAUAUUCGUUAAUAAAAUUACUGUGUGAAAGAAUCUGAAGCGGAAUAUACAGGAUACAAAGGAAUUCAUCUAAAUUUCAUUUAAACAAAUUUGAUGCACGUGAAAUUGCCUUAAGUGUAGAUAAAUAGUAGUAUGACAACGAUGAAUGGACAUCGGAACUAACCCGAAACUAUAAUAUACCCGAACAUUGAAUCUUUACAGAUCACACAAGAAAGGAGUUGAAUAAUUAAAUCUUGGUUUUUAAACAAGACAUUGACACCGAAACCGACUGUGUUAUGCCCAUCAUCUGAGUGAUUGGGCAAAGACGACGUUCAAAGUGAAAGUAUGGAUUUUUUAGGUACAUCGACACAAGAUGUGGUUGAAUUAAGAGCCGGAACAUCCAUUGAUUUGACACAGUCUCAACAAUUGGCCAAAGCAUCCAGAUUAUCUGUACACAAUUCGAAUGAAGUAAGGCCGGAACAGCAACAGCAGCAACAGCAGCAACAGCUAGUAACAUGUUUUGUUUGUGGAAGUGUUGGAAAAUUUCAAUUGUAUUCGAUUCGCGUACGUCAAAAUCCAGCUCGACCGUCCGAACCAUAUUUUCCAUUCUUAGUGAGCCACCAUGAGCCACCACAUGGUCUUCACGCAGUCUCGGCCACCCAAUCAAAAGUACAAGCAUGCUCAAUGUGCCAAGAACUGUUGCACGAGCAGUGGUUGGCAUUCGAACGGGAGAAUCGACCACAUUUACAACGACUAUACCAUUUGAAACGGGCUGAUGGGAAGCGGUACAUAGGUGCUGAUUUGAUGGUACAAGGUGAUUAUGCCGCUCAAAUGCUUGGCUUGCCGCUCAAUGCGGAACACAUGGCAUCCAGCGAAAUGAUGCAUCAUAUGCACCAACCACCCCAAACUAACUAUCAAAACGAAGCAAAACGAUCCAAUUCUCGAGAUGCUUCACCAUCACUUCGCCAAACACCGACCUCUUCAACACCACCGACCUCAUCCUAUUCACCGUUUGCUCAACACAAACUGAAACUGAGCGGAUCGCAUUACUCAAAUAACGCAAUUCCACCACCAGCUUCAACAUUCAAAUCAAACCAUUCGGUUUCAUCGAAUCCAUCUCCGUCACCAGUGUAUGAUAGCAACAAAUAUAGUUCAAUUAACAAUAAAGCGCUUAAAUAUCCAGCAUAUGGGCAACGUGAAGCAUUACAGACACCGCCAAUGUCGCACAGCAGCGCGAUAGGAUCGCAGAAAACAGUAGUGGUCGACGAUGAACCAGCCCUAGAUUUAAGAAAUACAUCAACGAAAACAUCUGCUUCAUCAUCAGCGAAUGCAACUCUGCAUUCGAAAUUAGACCCAAUUCAAAAUUCAACGGUCAAAAUGCUUAAUACGAGCGAUGUUGGAAUUCUGGAUUUGUCAAUGCCUGACAAAAAUUCCAUCAACGAAGUGUGCUACGUGUGUGGCGAUGAGUACAAACGAGGCAGCUUACUCGAGAUUAGUACCGCAGAACCAAAAGAUGCUCGGGAUAAAAUCAAACCAUAUUUUCCAAUAUUCAACGAAUCACAUCCUCGUCCGGCCCGGUCUCGGCCUAAAGAUCCACGCGGUAUGAUCCAGGCGUGCACACAUUGCUGCGAUCAUUUAAUGAAGCAAUGGCAUCAAUUUUGCCUGGCUGACGUACCAGAUUCCAAACGGCGAUAUAAAUUGCGUCCAACACUAUCUACCGGAAGAGCAACAUUCGUUUGUUAUACUUGCGGUGCAGAAACUCCUUCAUCGAAUUUAGUUCUCGUUUACUGUUGCCAGAAUUCUGAGAACGAACCCUUCUUCCCAUUUAUCAAAUCAAUAAAACCAUAUCCUAAUGCUAGCCCAAUUAGUCCACAGGGAAUGGUGCAAAUAUGUUCUGAGUGCAAUGCAAAACACGUUAAUUCUGCUGAAACAAUGACGGACAAGAAUUCUGAGUCAGGGAGAAGUUUGACUUUUGGUAAUGGCGGUCGUUUUUCACCGUCAGAUAGCAAAUCUCAAGCCAAUUCAGAUUCAAGCUUUGUUCGCUUUAAGCCGUACGAAUCGGUGACAACACAUUCAAUAUCGAGCAGAGAUCGUGAUUUGGCCAAUUCACGAAAGGAUUCCCGGCCGAAUACCCCAUUGAUACAACCAAUCGGAGAGAACGGCCAUGGAACCUAUGCAUGUUACAUAUGCAAAGGGCAAUUUUCUUUGGGUCAACUUGAGUGGUUGUCGACAAGUGCGGAGCACAUGAAUAGCCAUGCAAUGCAUUUUCCAUGCUUACGUGGAAGCGAUAAUAGUGCAUCACGGGUAUUAGCAUGCGUACGAUGUGUUAAUCACUUGGCAAAACAAUGGGAUCAACUUGAUGCCGAACGCAUUCCACUGGAACAUCGAAGAUACAAUAUUCCAUCACCGGUGUCAGCGUUCAAUAGUAAUUCACCGAAUGGGUCACGUGGAUUUGGAGGGACGCCACCGUCAACCCCAUCAGUUUCAUCAACACCUGCCAGCACAUCCAUUUACUGUUUUCUUUGCGGGCUACACAGUGAUUUAACAUUGGCACGUCUUGUGCAUGCCAGUAAAGAAGGCUCACGACCGUACUUUCCACAUUUGCUAAAGCAUAAAUCUCCUUUGAAUGCCGAGCAACUACGUCCAAACGAUUUGUCUGCAUUGGUGUGCACAUUCUGCUAUCACUCAUUACUAAGCCAAUGGAGGAAAUAUGAGUCUACAAACACGGUCAGCCCGAGUGAACGAACUUACAAUACGCAUGAUUAUUGCUGUCAUUUGUGCGGCGUUACAACAUACAGAAAACGGGUACGUGCAUUACCAAUUAGAGAAUUUCCAUCAAUCGCUGAUCGCAAGAAUGAUGAAGCACUUUUAUUGGAAAAUGGUGAAUAUUCGGUUGUGUGUCUGGAUUGUUACGAGCAUUUGAGAACUAUCAAUUGCAGGCAACAAGCCGCGCAAUACGAAAAAAUCGGUGUCCCGAUUGAAAAACGUGGAUAUAACUGGGUCACUCUACCUCCCCCACCAGAAGAUAGUCCAGAAGUUACCGUCGCCCGUUUACCUAGUGGUGAACGUUCCAAUUCAAAUAUGAGGCAAAUUAUAAAUAAAAAGAACAGUUCACCAAAACACGUUAGCGAUAAAAGAGAUACAGGCACAGGCACAGGCACAGGCACAGUGCGAUCGGCCCAGAAACGUCCCGCAACGAGUCCAGCACCAGUGAUGCAUGUUCAACCCGGUCAAACCACUCAACCUUCUGCGCAUCAUUCGAAUAUGCCUUCAUCCAAUAACGGUGGAAGAGGACCAUUUGCUUCGGCGCUUAGGAGUUUAGCCAAGCAAGCUGACGUAAAGGAUGACGAACCAGUCGAUCAACGGGCAGUCAGUGCUGGUACCAGUGGUAGUAAUAGUGCAAACCCUAUAAAUCUACAUCAACGGUUCAGCGGUGGCGGUGGCGGCACCAAUACUGAAAAUAGGAAUACUGAAAAUGUUGUUGUAGUUUCUGAUACAGAGCAGCAUAGAAAGAAAGCGAGCUCACCACCACCGGAAAAGAUGGCUCGAAUGGGUACCAAUGUGAGAGCACAUCAACCAGAGGCUUUAGCACGAAGUGGCUUUCAACCAUAUCGACCAGACGAACGUACGGCUGCCGCAGGUGUUUAUCCUCCAUUAGAUGUUUUUCCGCCAUUUAACACAAUGCCUUUACAAGCAGGCGGACAACUCUUCAAUCCGGCAGCAUUUGCCUACUCAGAAUUCAUGGAUCCACGCUUUCAAAAUUCCUUUCGAUCGGCCGUCGGUCAUCAUCCACACGCAGCGCCCAUGUACCCACAUUUUCCAUCAUACGCUCAGCUAUACAAUACACUACUACCGAAUUCAUCGUUGCCUGGCAUGAUUCCCGGAAUGAUGAAAAUGGUAGAAGAAGAACAACGACUGCGUUUACUGCGUGAGGAAGAGCUCAGGAGAGAGCAAGAGAGGCAAAAAGAGAUCCAACGCGCAAAAGAAGCACAGCGCGAGAAAGAGCGUAAAGAAAGAGAACAACGCGAACGUGAACAACGUGAACGUGAAUUGCGUGAAAAAGAGCAACGGGAGAAAGAAAAACGUGAAUUGCUAGAAAAGGAAGAGCGUGACCGCCAAUUUGCCCAAAUGUACGCUGCGGAAGUUCAGCGUAAUUUAUUUCUACAAGGAAUGUCACAGUUUCCCGGUGCCGUCUCACAGCGAUCACCACAUAGUCUUGGCUUGGGGCUGGGCUUUCCACCAGGAGCAGUGCACCACAGUCUACCUCCACAUAUGCAACAUUCGUUCGGGCAAUUUGCUGCGAUGGCUGGCUUCUCUUCGCUUAAUCAUAACUCUCAAAUUCCGAGCGCCUACAAUUUACCACAUACCUCGUCACCGAACGCAUCGGUCACAUCAGUGAGUUCGUUGAAUCUGUCACAUAACCGAAACAAUACUGCACCGUCGCCCAUAGCACAUGAAAGUGCAUCAAAAUCACGGUCAACAGCUCCUUCGCCAGCCCAUAGCUCUUCAAACAUUCCCUCAGUUUCAGCUGCUUUACCUAAACACUACGUUCCACCACACAAGUAUCAAAACGCAAAAAAGCAUAACGCAUCCACAUCGAUCGCUCCGCCAGCGCACGAACCGUAUAAUAUCAGUAGCGAGAAGCAUACAAAUAGCUCAAGCAACCGCAACAGUUCAAAUCAUAGUAAUAGUAACAAUAGUCAUUUUAAUGAAUCAUUACCGACAUCGGCCGAUCAAGUGUUUGCCAUGCGCGAUAGAGCACCGAAAUUGGCCGCUGCAUCACACAAGGAUGCCAUGGCCGACUGUACAUAUAGCAUUUCAAUCGAAAAAGUAAAAAGUAAUCUAGUUACCAAUAACGAGACUCGCAGUGAACCAAUGAAACUAAGCGUUACAUCCGAUGCACCACAAGCCAAAUUCAAUCUUGAACAAAUUUCACCGCGAAAAUUUCAUUCAAGUAGUGAUAAUAAGUUGAAAUCAAUACACUUUAUCAACGAUGAAUUAAACAAUGGAUGCCAGGAGCGUUUGAACGAAGUGAAAGAUCUGUCGGGGCGAUAUUCGUCAUAUGAAUCGUAUCAGCCGCCAGUGAGCGAUACAAUUGUCAUGAACAUCGAUGACAAGGAGGCCAAUGUGAACAGUAUACAGACGCACAGUGCCAAUCCAAAAUCUGUUGAGAGCCCAGACAAUGUUAUAGCGUUAAGCAAAGAACCAAUUGUGACCAAUACCAAUAGUACGAGUUUGGAACAUGAUUCUACCAUUAGUAAUAGUGAUAAACAAAUAAUAGCCAAUGAUAAGGAUAGCAAAUUAAGCAAACCAAACACUAGCGACAUGGAAACAAUAGUUUAUCGGAGUACCGCACCUAGUAAUGCACGGACCGAGAACGAAUUGACUUAUUUGACCGAUAAUGAUGCUGUAAAAUCGACCGUGGUCCCCAUAAAAUCACCUCAGACAACGAUGCAGAAAUCGCAUCCAGAUGAAGAAAAUGAUUGCGACAUAGAACAAUCACCAGCGAAUUCACAAAACUUAAAUAAGCUGACUGACCCAGCGGAGAACCCCAACGAUAUUACAAAGAAACCAUCGGAUGCGUUUGAAGUAGAAGAUGAUGGUACUGCAGCCGGACAAAAUGCGGGACACUCACAGCAAACGAAAUCAUAGCCAAUCGAUUUCAUUUUUCACAAAUGAUAAUUCAUUCAAUAUCGUAGCCCUUCAGCGUAUGUGAUGAAUGUACGCGAACAGAAAAAAAAACAACCAAUCGCGUAGAGAUGAAACUGUGAGAACUCGAUGGAUGUAGAAGGACGAUGAAAACAAAUGUUAAGGCAUACAAAUUAAGACAUUCGAGAAACAAAGCGAGUAAAGAGAAAGAAAAAAAUAUUUAGAAUUGUUAAAAAAAGAUAAAUCUGUUCCCACUUUUUUAAAAUGAGAUGGAAAAAAAAUCAUGAAAUGGACCGCUGAAUGAAAAAUUAUGAGUGAUAGUUCUUUCUCAGUUUUUGCUGAUGAUUAUUACUUUUUUCUAAUUAUAUACAAUUAUUCAAUAUUAAUGUUAUGAAAUAUAAUAAAUGAAAAUUAAAUCAUGAA